AUGGAAACUAGAGAACCAGAGGUUAUUAGAGAUAAGGAAGCGAUGAGAAGAUGGUCGAGAAGCGUUCGAUCACAAGGGAGGACCAUUGGUUUGGUGCCCACAAUGGGUUACCUCCACGACGGUCACUUGUCACUCGUCCGUCAAUCCCUGAGCCUAGCUGACGUUACCGUCGUCUCAAUCUACGUCAACCCAGGACAGUUUUCUCCCACCGAGGACCUCUCUACUUACCCUUCUGAUUUCUCCGGCGAUCUCGCCAAGCUCGCCGCUCUUUCCCGUGACAAUGUCGUCGUAUUCAACCCGAUGAACCUCUACGACUACGGUGGAGAUGAUGGCGAGAAGAAGAAUAAGACAAAUGAUAGAGGGAGUGUAGUAAGCUGUGUGGAAGAGGGUGGCUUAGGACACGAGACGUGGGUUAGAGUUGAGAGAUUGGAGAAGGGCUUGUGCGGGAAGAACAGGCCUGUGUUUUUCAGAGGAGUCGCCACCAUUGUCACCAAGCUUUUCAACAUCGUGGAGCCUGACGUUGCUUUCUUUGGAAAAAAAGAUUAUCAGCAAUGGCGAAUUAUCCAGAGAAUGGUUCGAGAUCUUGAUUUUGGUAUAAAGAUAGUAGGAUCAGACAUAGCUAGAGAAAAGGAUGGACUUGCGAUGAGCUCUAGAAACGUGCGUCUUUCUGCUGAAGAAAGGCAAAUGGCGUUGUCUAUUAGUAGGUCACUGGCAAUGGCUAAAGCUUCUGCAGCGGAAGGGCAAACCAAUUGUAAAGAGCUUAAGGAUAUGAUCAUUCAAGAACUUGUUGGAGCUGCAGGACGAAUAGAUUAUGUCGAGACUGUUGACCAGGAAACUCUGGAAGGAGUGGAAGAGAUAAAGAGUGGAGUGGUGAUUUGUGUAGCUGCGUGGUUUGGAGUGGUCAGGCUCAUAGACAACAUUGAGAUCAAUGUCUCCUAA
Arabis nemorensis is the source of this 939-nucleotide messenger RNA. NCBI's taxonomy places the organism in Eukaryota, Viridiplantae, Streptophyta, Magnoliopsida, Brassicales, Brassicaceae. The record is from the annotation of a GenBank genome assembly.